Molecule: messenger RNA, 273 nt
Organism: Loa loa (African eye worm)
Lineage: Eukaryota; Metazoa; Nematoda; Chromadorea; Rhabditida; Onchocercidae
Exons: 2
Coding region: 1-273 (90 amino acids)
Source: RefSeq, a predicted model, not a curated record
AUGGUGACGAAGAAUGAAAUGAUUAAGGGGAAGCUGCAGCUCCGCCUCAAAACAAAAAUGAAACUGGAACGACCACCCCCAACGGUGUCUUUGAAGUUGCUUCGAUGCAGCUCUUUUUUUACUGGUACCUCGGUUCCUGUACCCGUCGUCGAAGAACAGGCUGCUAUUAAUCUUUGGAAAAAUGUGCAAAAUAACUGUACAAUGAAAAGCCUAAACAGCUCAAUUCAGGAUAUUAAAGCACUCGCAUUUGCAGUUUAUGCAACUCUGCCAUAA